UGUAAUACAAAUAAAAAAUAUAUAUCAAGCACAUACCUAUUCCUAAUAAAUCCCGAUAAUAGACCUAAAGAACUUAAGUAAAAACAGAAUAGCUCUACCAUAAUGAUAAGAGAGCACUUUGGUCCCGCAAGCAUAAAUUACAAAUAAACCGAUCAAGUGAUUAGAAAUAAAAAUAUCACUGCAAAGCAAUGCUUUUUAUGACCACCAAAACCAAUAAAAAUAAUCACCUUUUAAAUUAAAGUACCUAUCAUAUUUAAAGUGCAAAUAAUCAUUAAACGUACCUUUAUUUUUAGUUUUAAUCGGCAAUCACACACUCAUUAACAAGGUCUUGUAACUUUUUUUCGGAGUCGACACAAAACUUUUGGUUUUCUACCAUCACAAACACUCUACCCCUAGAAGUCCAGCACAAGUUUUUAUAUUUAUUUCUCGCGAUUUUAAAAAUUUUACCCAUCUCAGGUGUUUGUACACUGUUCUGUGUACACUGUUCUGAUGCAUUCCCAUCCCACGCGACUCGACGCCAUCCGACAUGGUACGAAUCCCCUCUUGCCUGAUUUUCAUCAUAUGAUAUCAUGUCGCGUAGCACCGCGUAGUAAGUUGUAGUAGGCAGUGUGCACGCGAAGGUGGCAUCAUAUCGAUAAAAUGGCGGCAAAAAUUGAUGAAAUUUUACUAAUUGAGUUAGUUCGAAAGCACGAGUGUCUUUAUAAUAUGAACAGCAAGCACUAUAGAGACCAGAAUAUGAUAGGAGAAGCUUGGGAGGAAAUUGCUCAGGAAAUUAACAUAGCAGCGGAUGCUUUAAAAACAGCUUGGAAUAAGUUAAGGAACUGUUUUUUCAAUGCCCAAAAAAGGCGUAAAACAAAAAGUGGACAAGCUUCCACUAAACUUGCAAAAUGGAAGUUCGAAAAGGAAAUGGAAUUUCUCUUGCCGUAUUUGGAAACUCGGCAAAGGCAAACAAAUUUAAUUGAAGAAGUCCAAGAAUUAAAUGACGAAGAUGAUGAGGAGGUAGUUCACGAAACGACGGAAUCUCAAGAUGAACAGGAAUUAAGUGUUAACAAUUCGACCCUUUCUCGCAAUUCUGAUGACUUCUGGUAGUAAAGAAACAAACAUCAACUUCAUCUAAACAAUUGGUGAACAUAAUGAAAGAGAAUGCUGAGCUUCGAAGGUCUAGGUACAAAAAUGUACCAAAACCUGAAGGAUAUCAAUCUACGUUGGAUGAAAUUGAUAUGUUCUUUCUGAGCAUGGCUAAGACCGUUAAACGCCGUCUCCAAUAGAUCAAGCAACUAUCAGAAUGAAUAUGUGUACUAUGAUUUCUGAAGCAGACAUUAGACAAAUGAGGAGUCAGGAAGGGCCCCAAACAUAUCAGACAGCCAUACCAUUAACCAGUUCUUCUUUAUUCACUUCUUCUGCAUCUACAUCAAACCAGGCAUUUUUACUAACUAAUUACCAUAAUAAUUAUGAUCAGAUAGAACACCCGGCUGAAGAUGCUCACAUGUAGUACACAACUUUACAUUCAGCACACAAACAUUCAACGAGAUCCCUCUACCUGAAAUCCCUACGUUCGUUCUUUAUCCUUACGUUACGUUCUUUUAAUAGAGAACAUAUUUGAUAUAUUUAAAGUUCGGUGUUUUUAGGAUUAAUUUUCUUUUUUUAUAUAGU
Molecule: messenger RNA, 1653 nt
Organism: Anthonomus grandis grandis
Lineage: Eukaryota; Metazoa; Arthropoda; Insecta; Coleoptera; Curculionidae
Exons: 2
Coding region: 640-1089 (149 amino acids)
Biological process (GO): regulation of transcription by RNA polymerase II
Cellular component (GO): transcription regulator complex; nucleus
Source: RefSeq, a predicted model, not a curated record